AGAGAGAUGAUUGGAUCUCAAACCUACAAGUGGUCCUUGCGAACCCAUGUAUUCCCUUGUUCAUUUCUGGUGGAUGAGGAGCUGUUGCCCAUUACUUAGUAUCCUUGUUGAGAGAACUGGUGGAUGAGGAGCUGUUGCCCAUUACUUAGUAUCCUUGUUGGGAGAACGACUUACUUUGUGCUUUAUGGACGCUAGUAGGUGGUAUUCCACAUCAGAUGAAAAACCUUUUACAGUCACACUUUCGGCACCAGUUUACAUGGCGUUGUUUGCCAUGGAAAUAUACGACAGGAAACUAUUUUAACUCCUUGGAAUGAUACAGCAGUCUCUUGUUGAAAGGCCCAAUUCAUAAAUAUGCCAUGUAGUGAGUAUAGAUUGCGGGCGCAUUUCCUUGACCCCUCACUUUUAUCUCAAGUAGAAGUGGGAGUUAGAUUCAUGUGCAAACCUAAAAAGUGGGUGUGUUAGAUUCUACGCUUUACAGAAACUUAAUCCAAUAAGAAAUGGGGAUUUGGAUCGUAUCUUGGAUGCGGAGGUCGAAACAAGGGGUGAAGCCCACCAGUCCUCAACCACGUAAUGGUCCUGGCCUUUUUGUCUUCUCCGUGAGUCGCACCACACCUGCGUUUGACUUUGGUGCGUGUGGUGAUAUUUGUUUAGUACCUGCGUUUGAAGUCAAAUGUGGCGUCCCAUCUUGUUUGUAGGGAUAUUAAUAUUUUAGGGCUUAGAGCGGUUGGAAAAAGAUUUGAUAAAUGGCUAUCCCACUUGGAGAGAGAAACAACCUCUGAGAUCUCAUCAGAGAUUCAUAUAUAGAGAGAGAGAGAGGCGGAGCGAGUAGAGAGAGAAAAACCAGUGAGAUCUCAUCAUCAGAAAGAUGAGAGAGAAGCGAAUGCGUUGUAUCUCCAUCCAACGUCUUACUGCCGCUCGGUCAGGCUGGAAUUACAGUUAAUACUGCCGCUCGGUCAGGAAGCAUAAGAGCCUGAACCGCAUAAUACAAAACUGGGACCUAGUUUCUCAUACCCCAUCCACCUCCUCAAAAGGCCCACAGCCCAAGUGAGAGAAACGCAGUACCGAACAGGAAAAUAUAGACAGAGUAAAACACAGUGAAAGAAAGACAAAGAGAGGAGUGGUCCUCUUGAUUCUUCAUCUUUUCAAUGGAUGCGAGGCUUAAAUACCAGCAACCUGACAAGGACGAGGGCAGCCAAGUCACCUCCACAACCACUCCCCACAGUCAUCGCUGGGGGCGGUGGCUAGUGGUCGGUAUGUACGCCUGCUCCCUCCUCUUUGGCCAAGCCGUCGCCACGCUCCUCAGUCGCCUCUACUUCGAAAAGGGUGGCAACAGCAAAUGGCUGGCCACUCUCGUCCAAUCGGUCGCCUUCCCUCUCCUCUUCCCUUUCCUCCUCUUCUAUCUUCCAAAACACCAUCACCCCUCUUCCUCCUCAGAUCAGAAUGGCGACAAUAGCAGUACUGGUAGCUCUCAUACACUUGCUUUAGCCUAUGUAGCUCUCGGCCUCUUGAUCAUAGGAGACAACAUGCUCUAUACAUGGGGCGUCGCCCUCCUCCCUGUCUCCACUUACUCUCUCAUAUGCGCCUCUCAGCUUGGUUUCAAUGCCCUCUUCUCAUUUUUAUUGAAUAAGCAACCAUUGAAGCCUCUUACUAUAAACUCAGUGGUUUUACUUACAUUUUCAUCUGCCCUUCUUGCAAUCCAGUCCCCCUCAGACCGUCCCCCGGGCCUCUCCCGUAUAAAAUAUGCCCUGGGUUUCAUAUGCACGGUUGCAGCCUCUGCCCUGUAUGCCCUAAUCCUCUCUCUCAUGCAAAAGGUCUCAACAAGAUGGAGAUGCCAAAACAUUUCGGGGAUUUUAAGAAUGCAGGUUUGGACAUCGGCAGUGGCGACAUUGGUGUGCGUCAUAGGGAUUUUUUGGAGCGGCGAGUGGCGGAAGCUGCGGAAGGAGGCAUCGGGUUUUACUGCAGGCGGUGCAGCAGGGUACACACAGGUCGUUGUUUGGAUGGCGGUUGGGUGGCAGAUCUGUUCAGUGGGUGUUGUGGGUUUGGUUUUCGUGGUGUCAUCUUUGUUUUCAAAUGUGGUGAGCACAUUGUCGCUGCCACUGGUCCCGAUAGUGGCAGUGUUUCUGUUUAGGGAUAAGAUGGAUGGGGUGAAGGUGGCGGCGUUGCUGUUGGCGUUGUGGGGAUUCGGGUCUUAUGGAUACCAACAAUAUUUGGAUGAAGGAGCAGAGCGGCGGAAGAUGAGGAGAGUGGUGGAGACGGAGGGGGGUUUAGUGCAGAUGGAGGGGACGAGAGGGGGUGGUGAUGGUGAAUUGUGCUGAUUCUCUUCUCGUUAAUAUAUAUGGUGAGAGUGGAUUGUGUUGAUACUUGAUUCUAUAUCUCUUUCUGGCGAGGCUGAGUUCUGUGAAUUGUAUUGGUUCGUUCUUUCUCACUACUUCUCCCUUGAGUCUCAUGAUUUCUGGCUCAACUGCUGACAAGAUGAUGUUGGUUCUCUCUCUCAUGUGUCCAUUGAAAUGUUUCACCUCUUCUGAUAGUAAGGCGUUACUGAUGGUUCUUUUGAUAUAUAUAUAUAAAUUUUUAUAAGCA
Amborella trichopoda is the source of this 2580-nucleotide messenger RNA. Its product is annotated as putative purine permease 11. The record is from RefSeq and is a predicted model, not a curated record. Gene Ontology annotation, cellular component: membrane. Gene Ontology annotation, molecular function: purine nucleoside transmembrane transporter activity. Lineage: Eukaryota; Viridiplantae; Streptophyta; Magnoliopsida; Amborellales; Amborellaceae.